Theobroma umbraticum is the source of this 876-nucleotide messenger RNA. Its product is annotated as mitochondrial fission 1 protein A-like. Gene Ontology annotation, molecular function: protein binding. Gene Ontology annotation, biological process: mitochondrial fission; peroxisome fission; autophagy of mitochondrion. Lineage: Eukaryota; Viridiplantae; Streptophyta; Magnoliopsida; Malvales; Malvaceae. The record is from RefSeq and is a predicted model, not a curated record. Gene Ontology annotation, cellular component: mitochondrial outer membrane; peroxisomal membrane.
AGACGCUCUUUUAGUAUUACCAGACGCUGCCCUGUGGUUGAGUAACCGUCAAUCUCUAGCAAAGCAUAGAGUUUCCAAUUUUGCAAAGAAGAAGGAACAGAAAGGAGGAGGAAGAAACCAACAUUUUAGUAAAACAAUGGAAUCAAAGAUAGGGAAAUUCUUUGAGUCAGUUACCAGCUUCUUCUCCGCCUCAGAUCCGCUUCCUUGGUGCGACGCUGACAUUGUUGCUGGCUAUGAAAAGGAGGCUGCUGAGGCAGAAAAAGGUUCUGCUGAGUUGAAAAAUGAAUAUAGUAUGUGUUUUUCAUGGGCUCUUGUUCACUCAAGACGAGCAGAAGAUGUGCAACGUGGGAUAGCUAUGCUUGAAGCUUUAUUGGACAGCACUACUAGUCCAUUGAAAAUGAGAGAGAAGCUUUAUCUUCUGGCUGUUGGAUAUUUUCGAAGCGGUGACUAUCCAAAGAGCAGGGAGAUUGUGGAGCACUGUUUAAAGAUGGAACCUGAUCGGAGGCAGGCACAAUCUCUUAAAAAGGCAAUUGAAAACCGGGUUACAAAAGAUGGUGUCAUUGGCAUAGGUAUUGCUGUUACUGCUGCAGGGCUGAUUGCUGGUGGCAUUGCUGCAGCUUUAGCACGGAAGAACUAACCUAUCCAUCUGAUACGUAUGAGAAAUCUUUCUGCUUGAACAUUUUCUGUGAAGAAAGGAAAAGAAAUGCUACCUGAGUGCAUUUUUUCUCUCAUGUUUCGGAUAUUGCCGUACAGAAAAGAAAAUUGUUAAAAAUGCUUCUCUUGAAAACAUAUUUGUUGUCUUCUCAGACUGAAUGUAUGAGUGCUUUUUCAAAAGUAGUUCAUUGAUCUCCUGGUUUUUCAAUAUAACAUUAAAAA